Messenger RNA from Linum trigynum, 877 nucleotides. The record is from the annotation of a GenBank genome assembly. NCBI's taxonomy places the organism in Eukaryota, Viridiplantae, Streptophyta, Magnoliopsida, Malpighiales, Linaceae.
CGCAAAAUGUUCUUUAAAGUGCGGAAGAGGAUUAAGGAGGAGCCAUUGCUAUAUUGUGUGUCGACUAGGGUGAAUGGGGAGAAGCACAUUUAUGAGGUGAGCAAAUAUUCGAACAUUAAUGCUUCUUGGAUUGUUCUUGUUAGCUUCUCGAGAGCAAAGGCAUUCCAUGCAGUCAUUGUUUUUUUGUGAUGAAAGUUAAUAACAUGUCAGUUGUUCCAUCUUCUUUGGUGGUGAAACGAUGGUCCAAGGAUGCUAAGAAAGAGUGUCAUGUGCAAUCAGUCCACCCAGAGCUGCAAAAUGAAGAGUUACAUGCUAUGGUGAGAUCUGGUAAUCUAAAUGGAAGCUUUGGCAAGCUGUGUCGGUAUGCAUCAAAAACGGAGGAAGGAUACAAGCUGGUGAAGCAGGAAAUCGAGAGGUUGAGUGUGUUGGCCGAGGAAAUUUGGCGAAAGAAUGGUGGAUUGGAACCCAUGGAGAAAACAGCAGAAAGAACACCAAGUAUUAGGAUUAAAGUUCCCCAUGUUGUGAAAACAAAAGGACGUAAGAGUGAAUCAUCAACCCAGCCAACCAAAAGACGUUGUAGUCAUUGCACUAAUGAAGGACAUGAUGUUCGCACAUGUCCACAAAAAGAUCAUGGAGAUACAGGAGCUCAUGCGUCUACAAGCUGAGAAUAUUAUACUUCAUAUGAUCAGCAAGUUAGUGAUCAAUAGGUAUGUUCUUAGAUUUUAUUGUAAAGCAGUGAAAAACUUAUCUUUGUAUAUGUAUGUGGCUGGAGAUCUUGAUUGAAACUUUUGUCAGUAUAUAGCGUAAAACACCCGAUAUAAUCUCUUUAUACAGGUCAAGAUUACCAAGCUUGGUGAAAGAAACAAUGCGAGAUUUG